GCAGUCAGCUCAUUGGCACUGUGGCGCUCUGCGCAGCGGCUACAGACACUCCAGGGAAAGCGAAACUACAUUUUGAAAUAUAAACAAUGACUUAUUUAAACGCAUGAGCCCCAUCAGUCGCUUCUCCAGACGAUUAAACUCGCAUCAGCGUAGCCAUCAUUACAACAGACAGACGCGUUGAGCAGCAAAGACGGCGCACGGCGCACAGGGACAGAUCAUGCACUGUCAAGCCGAGCUGAGGCUCUCCUCCCCCGGGCAGCUGAAGGCGGCCAGGCGGCGCUACAAGACUUUCAUGAUUGACGAGAUCCUCUCCAAGGAAACGUGUGAUUAUUUUGAGAAACUUUCUCUCUAUUCGGUCUGUCCUUCUCUCAUUGUUAGACCAAAGCCACUCCAUUCAUGUUCGGGCUCCUCUUCACUGCGUGCCUACCCACUCCUCUCAGUGAUCACACGGCAGCCACCCAACCUACCGCCCCACCUGCAGCAACCGUCCUCCCCGGGCGCAAUCCACUCCCACCUGCCCCUGAUCUCCCCUCAGCUGCCACGGGGCUCCGAGCCCUCACCCAGCCAGACACCCCUCAGCAUCAGCAGCGAGUCGGAGACCGAGCGCAGCACACCCCGCCUGAAGAAGCCCCGCCGCAGCCGCACCAUCUUCACCGAGCUGCAGCUGAUGGGCCUGGAGAAGAAGUUCCAGAAGCAGAAGUACUUGUCCACACCUGAUAGGUUAGACCUUGCUCAGUCUCUUGGUCUCACACAGCUUCAAGUGAAGACAUGGUACCAAAACAGACGUAUGAAGUGGAAGAAAAUGGUGCUCAAAGGAGGUCACGAGGCCCCGACUAAGCCCAAGGGAAGACCCAAGAAGAACUCCAUUCCUACCACAGAGGAAAUAGAGGCUGAAGAGCGAAGACUGAAGAUGGAGGAGGAGGAGGAGAGGAGGAGGAGGGUGCCUGGGGAAGAAACACUGGCUCAUGGAGGGGAAACGUCUGUGCUGGAAACUAAAGCUCUCAACCCUGAAACUCACAGUCCAACCGGAGCAAUGGAGGGAUCUGAGCAGGAGCAGCCACUCCUAAUGUCAGAAACUCACGCAGCCAGCUAAGCAAGAACGAACCAACCAAAGACUAAAGCCAACCUGAAAACAAAUAGUGCCUCAGGAUCAGCGUACAAAGCUUGUGUGGUGUUUAGGGCCAUUUGCUUUAGUAAGUUGACUGGAUACACAGUGGUGGCAUCCAUUCUUUACCAAGUGUAGCCUUGUAUUUUUUUGUGUAUUGAAAAACUAUCAUACAAAGAGCUAACAUUCAUAUACACUGAUUGCACUGGUAAUCCUACGGCCUUAAGUCCAUAAUGUAAGGAGUGUAAAUCUGUCAAAUCCAAACAGGUCAAUCAAGCCUUAAUCACAACAUAGUGACACACAUCACAUCAUCGGCUUAUUCUGCUUUUCACUUGUAAGAUCUCUCUCACACAUAUCAGCCCUCAGAGCUGCCAAGUAUCAAACACUGCCUUAUUGUAGCAUUCGUGUGUCUUUGUAUCCUAAAUCAUCUUACUGGCAAAAAUGAUCUAAUGAAAUGGCUACAGUGCCUUGUUGGUCUCAGAGGAAAGCUUUUAAUGUGUUGGUAAAACAGCCAUCAAAUGCAGUAUAUUUUUUAAAGUCAAGUGCCAAAUGGAGACAGAUGUGUACAGUUUGGAAAAGGAGACUUCUCUGUUUAGAGUAGAGUUGAAUUGUACAGCUUUAAGCUGCAUACAUGUUCAUUUGCUCAAUAAAGUUUGAGUUUUUACUUCUACAAAGCUGAAAAUGAAUAUUUCUGCCAAGAUAUACACUGUAUCAUACUGUAGAAAUAUGUAUAAAGUACAAAAUAUAUGAUUGUUUCAAUAUAAUGUAUAUGUACACAGGAUUUUUACCUGCUGUUUUAAAUUGGAUUAAAAUAGUUUAUAUGUAUAAUGUUUCAGCUGUACCUGAUCUUUUCUCUUUUUUUUUUUCCACGGGAAUCAGGAUGAUUUUCAGCCAUGAGGGCACUAAGACUCUUAAGCUGUUGUGAUUCAUUGAGGGAAUAAAUCACAGCUUGUGUCAGAGAUACACGGCAAAUGUUGAACAUUUAAAAUCUCAGAGACGUUUUCAGCCUGCAGGCUUUGCAUGAGUACUCCAAUUGGUAUGUUAGACCUGCAUUAACAUAACACUGAGUUGAACUGCCUGUCAGCAACUUAUCCACAUACUUAAAACUUGCUCUCCUCACAAAGAUUUGUCACUGUAUGAAUAACAGAUUCAUUUUUAUUUCUCACUGUUUCAUAUGGAAAGUGCAGUAUUUUUCUGAUGUAAAUUAUGCUUGUUUGGUAUAAGCUUGUUUGCUGUUCUUUUUUUAGGUUUGUAUAAAAUUAUUUUUGCAGGUGUGUGCUUAUGUAUUUAAAUGCUAUUAA
Molecule: messenger RNA, 2406 nt
Organism: Melanotaenia boesemani (Boeseman's rainbowfish)
Lineage: Eukaryota; Metazoa; Chordata; Actinopteri; Atheriniformes; Melanotaeniidae
Gene: barx2
Product: BARX homeobox 2
Exons: 4
Coding region: 218-1093 (291 amino acids)
Biological process (GO): regulation of DNA-templated transcription
Molecular function (GO): DNA binding; DNA-binding transcription factor activity, RNA polymerase II-specific
Source: RefSeq, a predicted model, not a curated record